GGAGGACGUGAAUCAAACACAUUCUUUAGUAGAGAAUAAAGUCACUGGAGUCAGACAAAACUGUUUUCUGGGCCUGGAAGGUCACAGACAGUUUGGUGUCGACCUAGUUCGACCUAGUAUGCGUAACCUAGUAUGCGUACUGGUUCCGAACACUGAUUGCUGCGUCGAUCAGACAGGCCACCGUUGCCUGCAGCUUCGAUGUCACGACAUGUCCCAACAGACUACUGGUUAGAGAUGUCGAGAGACACGUGCGAGUACUAGCAGCGUCGGGCCACUGACUGUGCUGCGCAAUGCAGGCCGCCAUUCCUUUCCGGCACACUCUGCCUCUCCUACUCGUUCUGGUCGCGCUGCUGGCGUGUGGAGUGCGCGUGGUACCCGCCGUUCAUCGCAGCAGCUCGCUGCGAGACCGUGUGAGCUACCCGCGGGCUCGAGAACUAGAGUCGUCAAGUGAGACCGUGUUGCCAGACGAACCAACCACUGGCGACUCAGUAGACGCAGAUCCGCCAACAGAAGCGUGCGUGUUCGACGUGGUAGGCGGCCGGUUCAGAAAGAUCGACGUGAAUCCCGUCAGUCCACUGCUGAAUUUCGAGGACGCCUGGGCGCCCGCGGAGGGCAGCACAGGGCUGUCGGGCGACUGCCGCUUCCUGCUCACCGCGUCCUGCGAGAUCGCCGUGGUCCGACCAGCGGCAUGCGACGAUGGCGAUCCGUGCACUGUCGACCACUGCGUGUGGCACGCCGAUAGGCCCUUGCCUCUCGCCUCGUGCUCCCCUCUCCCCGCGUGCUUCUAUGCCGUACCGCGUUGCACGCACACGCGCAUCGCCAACUGCUCGCAUCCCGCCACCUCGUCCCCCCCGCCCGUCGUUCACUCGCUAUUCCUCCGCCCCCCGCUCCUGAACCAUUCCCGCUGGCGGCCCCUCCCCUCAAAUCUCACUUCCCCUCGCCUUCGCCAGCCGUUGAUCGGCGUGGGCCCGCGGAUUUUCCGCAACCACCCGGAGCCCCACUCCCCCAUCCCGCGCCACUCACGCCGCGUAGCCUCCUCGCAGCUCGUGACUGGCGGUGGCAAGCAGCCAUUCGCAAGGCAUCGAGUGCGGGAGCUGCCGCCGCGGUCGCUGCGCUUCCCCGGCGGUGGUGUGUCUCGGGGAGCGCAGCAGCAGGCGUGGGCGGUGAACGCGACGGCGCUGGGUCCCCUCAACUCGUCGGACCUGCACCUCAUCUACCCCUUCAUGCCGCUGCCGGGCUUCCAACCCUCCCUCUUCACCUCCAACCUCAACCCCAACCCCCGCGCUGCCACGUCAGAUGACGAGUCAGACGAGUCAGACCAAUCACCGUCAGUCCCGUCUCCGUCCGUUCCCGUCGCCGCUACCUGCCCGCAUCUGGGACUAAUACCCCAACCGCCGCAUACUCCGUCGCUUUAUCCCCCGCCUAUCCCUGCUCCUUCCCCCACGCCGUCCCUCCCCACAAUGCACCCCCCCCCCCCUCCCCCUGCCUCUUCCCCCGAUCACUUCCUCCACCGCAUUCUCUUCUCCUUCCUCCUACCCUUCCGCCGGCUUGUCCGCCCCUCGAAACCUAGCGGGGCUACUGGCGGUGGUGCAGCGUUGCCAUCCCCUCCGCCCACUCGCACUGUGAUCCCCCCUCCGCCGCUCUCCCCCAUACUCCGCCCCGCUCCUCCACCACCCCCCGCCCCGCUCCUCUCUGGUUUGCAGAGCACUUCCGACGUUGGCGCACUCGCCGACGCACCACCCCGCCAGACUCCCCACCGCCACCAGACGCUCCUCCGCCCCCUAGUCCUCCUCCGCCAUUCCCCCCGCCAACUCCGCCCCCACCGUCUCCUCCCCUAGUCGUUCCGUCCCCUCCCCCUCCACCUCGUCCACCCCCGCCAUCACCGCCACCCCGCCCCCUCCGUUACC
This is a messenger RNA of Closterium sp. NIES-67, 1907 nucleotides long. The record is from the annotation of a GenBank genome assembly. NCBI's taxonomy places the organism in Eukaryota, Viridiplantae, Streptophyta, Zygnematophyceae, Desmidiales, Closteriaceae.